AUGCACAGUCGUCUCCAGGAGUUGAAGAAGGAAGAGGAGACUCUCCUCAAAAUCAAAGUCAUGCUACAAGACCAGCUCAACAGGUUAAAGUUUGAAGAAGGUGCCUUACAAUCAAUUAUUAAUGCGCAAAAUGAGGAAGGGGCACCCGAAUGCCAAUCUCCAGAAAUUGAGAUUGUCAACCUCGAUGAUGAGAACAAGAUCAACUGCACCAAGCUUCUGCUAAAUACUGCUGCUGAAUAUGAUAUGGAGAAGGAAGAGGAAGAAGAUGAGGACGAAGAUGAGGAUGAUGAUGAGGAAGAGAAUGAAUAUGUCAAUCAGUAUGGCUUUGUGCCCGAUGGGGAUGAUGAAGAUGACGAUGAUUACUGA
This is a messenger RNA of Nerophis lumbriciformis (worm pipefish), 366 nucleotides long. NCBI's taxonomy places the organism in Eukaryota, Metazoa, Chordata, Actinopteri, Syngnathiformes, Syngnathidae. The record is from RefSeq and is a predicted model, not a curated record.